Molecule: messenger RNA, 2508 nt
Organism: Bufo bufo (common toad)
Lineage: Eukaryota; Metazoa; Chordata; Amphibia; Anura; Bufonidae
Product: zinc finger protein 407-like
Exons: 2
Molecular function (GO): nucleic acid binding; zinc ion binding
Source: RefSeq, a predicted model, not a curated record
GCGUCCCGUAUCUACGGCAGGCCGCUAGUGACUAAGAUCAUCGUGGGCGAACGCGCAACGUUUUUUAUAGAAUCGGGAAAGCUUCACAUCAAUGAACAUUACGAUUUACUAAAUAUGGAAAAUGAAAAGAUUCAAGAAAGCCAGCCUGUAGCAGAAAAUGUGUCCAUUGUGGAAGAGAUAGAUAAAAAUAACAUAACUGGAGAUGGUCAUUUGAAUCCUAAUCUGAGAGAUUCUGGAUCUGCAAACAAUAAAAGGCCAUAUUCACAGCCAUGUUCCCCAGUGAGCGAUGUCAAAGAUGACUCUGAAAAUCUAAGUCUGCCAAAAAGAGCAAAGUUAGAAACAGAAUUGGCCAUAAGCGAAAAGGAACUCAAUAAACUGGAUUCCCUCAAUAGUCAACAUUGCUUAGAUGUCAAUCAAGUGAAAACUACUGGGAUAGCAGAAAGUGAUGUCUGUCAUAAUGAAACACAAUCUAUAGGUUGCUCCACAACACUAACCAAAGAAGAAGGACUUGAUAGUUCCACAACGAUGAAUGGGAGUGAAAAAGUCGGAGAUUAUUGUGUUGAGAAUAGUACAGAUAAGCCUUCUGAAGUUGCUGAUGCAAACACUCCACCUAGUUCUGCAGUUCAGUUGGAAACACACUUUCAAUGUUCAUAUGAAAAAUUCUUACAAUCUCAUGCUAUUAUUGACCCUAAAAGUAAGGAAUCUAUUCAAGAAAAUAAAUUGUUCCAGAAAAAGUGUGUUAAAAAAAGGAAGAUUAAUGUAAGUAAACGUGGAAUCAAAAAGUCAAACCCUGCACUUAAGACAUUAGAAACACAAACUAAAUUGAGUCAAGAUAAUGGUCUUCCACCAAACAAUAAUAACACAAGCAGCUUACAAACAGAAGUAACACCCUCACAUAGUGAACAGAAACUAGUGCAUUAUGCAUCCUCAUUAGAUAGUUCUCAACAUGAUCCGGAAGGCUCAUCUUGCGUAGGGGAGUCAGAAAGAAAAAGCAAUGCAAGAAAUCUAUCAAACACCAUUAGUAAGAUAAUAGCCAAACGAAAGAAUGAUCGAAAAAAACACAAGAGAAGAUGCUUGUUUAGAAGGAAGCAUAGUUUUGGACAGUUAAAAAAACACAUACAAGUACUUAGUAAUAAAAGUAAACUUGAAGAGUCAGUUGUGCAUCUAGAAGGAAACCUAAAUCCUCCUAUUAAAACAUUCCUUGAAACACCAGCGGCGGGAUCAUACUUGACAAUUGAAAGCGUUCCUCAUGUGGAUGUUGUAUAUGAUGUUGAAUGUGAAGGAACUUUACAUCCUGCUUCAUUUAAAUUAAUACAUACUACACAGGUUGCAGAACAAUAUGCUUGCGUAUACUGUAAGGCCGUGGCUGGUACCAAAGAAAACUUAACCCUUCAUUUCUGGAAGAGACAUGCUAAUCAAAUGCAGUUUUACUGUCAACCAUGCGGGUUCUCAUGUGUCACCAGAGAGGAUUUUGAAAAGCACUGCCAGAAUGACAAUCACAGGAAAGGUGGUGUUUUGUUAGAUUGUUACCUCUGUGGUCUAGACACUGUCAAUGAGUCAAUCUUUGAAACUCACAUGAAAGCCAAGCACAAAAUGUGUUUUUAUUGCAGUAUUUGCAAGGUUUACUUUAAAUCAAAUGAUGACAAGUUACACCAUGAAACAACAGAGGUGCACAUUUUGGCACAGGAGAAAACGUGUGAUCCUUCUGCCAAGAACAUGGAGGUGAAAAUGGAUCUUGCUAAAGAAUGUCUGCGAGAAGGUGAGAGUAGUGCAGCUCUUCAGACAGUUGAAGUCCCAGUAGAGAAUUACAUAGAAAAAGAAGUAAGAAAACCUCAGUUUCAAUGCAAAAAGUGCUUCUAUAAAACCAGAUCAUCUACAGUGUUGACAAGGCAUAUCAAACUUCGACAUACUUAUGAUUAUCACUUUUUAUGUAAGGCUUGCAACAUAUACACAAUGUAUAAAGAAGGAAUGGAGAGACACAUUAAAAGGAGCAAACAUAUUGAAAACGCAAAGAAAAACAACAUUGGGUUACUUUUUGGUGAGUGCAUUGAAUGGGUUUCAUUUGCUGUUAUGCACAAAGAUAGGCCUCAAAAUGAAGAUUUUGAAGAAGCACAGUCACCUUCUGGAUUAAUUACACCUUCCACUGAAGCAUUGUUUUGUUCUAAACAUGCCCCUAGUCAAACUGAUCCAAUGCAUGUAAACACACCUAAAAGAGGACGACCAAAGGGAAAUAUUUCUAUUUCUUGCCCUCAUUGUGGACUUACAGCAUCCAGUGUUACAAACCUUAAGGUGCAUAUUAGGAGGAAGCAUACACAUCAGUACAACUAUAAAUGCAAGGUGUGUAAUUAUGACACUGUAACUAAAGGAGACAUGGAACGACACUGUAUAACCAAAAAGCAUAAGAAUCGUGUAGAGGAACAGAAACUCAACCAACAGAAAACAGAAAUCGUGGUAACCACAGAUGGGACAAAGUUUGAAGCUUCUGUUAAGAAAAAAGGAAACCCUUUA